This is a messenger RNA of Symbiodinium sp. CCMP2592, 1491 nucleotides long. NCBI's taxonomy places the organism in Eukaryota, Dinophyceae, Suessiales, Symbiodiniaceae. The record is from the annotation of a GenBank genome assembly.
AUGGGGAACAUAACUUCCGGAUGUUGGCCUUCACACCUUUCUGACAUUCGACCACCAGAUGCAGAUCUUGCGGAAGGAGAAGCAACGAAUCAGGUGGAGUUGGCCACAUCAUUGCUGUUUACCAUUCCUGGGUUGGCCUCUGCAUAUCACACGUCCGUUGUCGUCAACGGCGAGGAGUUCUUCUUCUCGGAUAGUGGAAUCUUCGCAAACAUGACUUUGACAAGCCAUCAAGGCAAGCCGUCAGAGAAGUUGGCGAUGGGCCUGUCUCGCUGGACUGGCCAGCAGCUUUUUCGAGCUUUACAAGAGCACUUCCGGCCAGGCACCUAUGACCUCAUACGGAAGAACUGCAACAGCUUCAGCGACUGCGCUUUGCACUUCUUGCUGAGAAAGAGACUGCCCUCUAAAUACUCCGCCAUGGAGGCAAUGGGGCAGCGGACGAGUUUGGACCUCAUCCAUCAUUUCACAAAUGGUGCAUACCAGCCGAAUCAGGCUGCCGCCAACUUCAGCACCGAGGCAAUCAUACAGCAGCUGGACAGGCUUGACCCUCGAACUCUUGCAGCUGGCUCUACAACUUGUACUGGCAAGAACGCUCUGAGAAUAGGGGCCCCUGUCGCGGUUUGCGGCCUCAAAAAUGCUGAGCAUCUCAAUGGCCUCAGUGGGAGGAUUGUCGGCUACAACUCGGUGAACGGACGCUGGGAGGCAAAGCUCAGCAACGGUGACACAAAGGCUCUCCGAGCCGAAAACCUUCGACCGGAAGGAGAACGAGUCUACCUUCCGGGUGACAAAUGCAGGAUUCACAGCCUCCAAAGCGAUGCUGGCAAGUUACUCAAUGGCCGCGUUGGUGAAGUCAACCGCUACAUCCAUGACGUUUCCAGGUACGAAGUGCUCGUGGACGGUGUCUCCAAAUCAAUCAAGUCGGAAAACUUUGUUCAGCCCGACGUCUCAAUGGCUUGUGGCAGCGCAGCUUCGUCACAAGAUGAACUUUCAGGCGCUACAGCCCGUGCUCCCUUUGAGCAUUCACCCCGGACACUCGCUUCGGCACGGCGGCGUGAUGAGAUCACUGCGAUCAUGCGGAGCUGGUCGCAGGAGGCCGAGUUCCGGAGCUUCACAGCUGGCCUCCACGCCACUCCCAGCCCGCUUGCGAGUCCUCAACGAGUGGCUUCACUCGGCAUCCCUGGUCCGAACUGGUCAAAGCACCCAUGGCUGCCUUCUUCGCCAGUGCAAUCGCAGCAGCACAUGGAAGAGGUAGAAUCAGACUCCGUUUGGGAAAGCAGCUCCUCUAUUCCAGAGAGGCCCCUUGCUUCCGCACGUGCCAGCGACCAGCCGGUGGCAAGUUUGCAAGUACACUUGCCUGGAACGGUCGUACCGUCUUUCGACGCGCACCUCAGCGCAGUCCAUGGUCACGACAUCCUUGAGGAGAGGUUGGCAGAGAUCUUGAGAGUGCCGGCGGCAGCUGUUAAGCUGAUAAACAGCUGCAUUCAUCCAAAGUGA